This is a messenger RNA of Cheilinus undulatus (humphead wrasse), 2931 nucleotides long. It is a transcript of the gene nr1h5, whose product is annotated as nuclear receptor subfamily 1, group H, member 5. The transcript is spliced from 10 exons. Bases 1108 to 2589 code for a protein of 493 amino acids. NCBI's taxonomy places the organism in Eukaryota, Metazoa, Chordata, Actinopteri, Labriformes, Labridae. Gene Ontology annotation, biological process: positive regulation of transcription by RNA polymerase II; negative regulation of inflammatory response; cell differentiation. The record is from RefSeq and is a predicted model, not a curated record. Gene Ontology annotation, molecular function: RNA polymerase II cis-regulatory region sequence-specific DNA binding; zinc ion binding; nuclear receptor activity.
UUGCCUUGAGUGUUCUUUUGUCUUUAGGGUGUAAUGGUGGCCAGGAAUACUAAUUAACCAGUGACUGAACCUUUCCAGACACAGGUGUCUUAAUACUACUAUCACUUGAGACACUUUCAUUGCACUCAGGGGAUUUCCAUUUCACUAAUUGUGAGACUUUUAGUACCAAUUAGCUGGACCUCUUUCAGGUCAGUCACCUUAAGGUGGGUGAAUAUUCAUGUAAUCACUGUGUAUGUGUUGCCUGUUGUACCGGGAUCCCUGAUGGUUUCCUUGCUCAUGUUUCUGGUGGAUUGUUGUUGUUUUUUAUGUUAAACACAAUAGCACCAUGAGUGAAGUUAUCCCUUGGGUUAAGCAAUCAUAAAGGAUCCUAUGGAUAUACUAAGACCAUAUAAUGAGGAGUAACUGACCAUCUCCUUGGUAACUAAUAGCUGACUAAAAGCCGGUUUUUGUGUAGGUUCCUUAGCUGUUAGUUAGUUAGUUAUAUGUUACUUUUAAACUCUGCCUUCCUCUUUGGACCUAAUCAUAAAGUUUUACCCAGUAUUUACUCCAUGUAAAACCCAUUUAACAUUGCUGUAAUGAUGCAGAUCAAAUAAAAACAAUAUUUUCUUUGCCUGCCCAGCUGUUGCACUCUGGGACUCGUCCAUUCAGGCCAAAUCCCAACACACAAAUACAAACACAACGUGAGUGUCACUCAAUCCGCACAUGAGAGACACAUCCUCCAUGUUCCCUCCCUCAAUCAUUCCUCGCUCUCUGAUCUGUAAAGUCAAGUCCAGGUCCAGCUGUUUGGACCACAGUCCCAUCCCUCUGCUUCCUGGGUGUCCCUGCUUUCCCUUUCGUCUAUCCUCCCCCAGGGAUCGGUUAAGACCUCCUCCAGCACUUCAUCCACCCCAGACCAAGAGCCUCAGCUGCUCUCUCACUCUCUGCUUUUUAAAAAUAGGCCCGGACAUCAGCCUGGACAGCUCAGAGACCUGGAUGCAUCAUGGGGAUUUAGGAAUGUCUCCCAGAUCCUUCAUAUCUGUGUGAAUCCUCUCAGUACUUAUCUUUAUGUCUGUGUUCAUGUGAAGAUAGAUCCAGUUUAACAAACUAAAGAGGAGAUCUUCUGUCCAGAUGAGAGAGUGGACUGAGUGGGAGAUGAGUUUUUCAGCAGGAGGGUUUCUAUCCUCCACGGAUGGGUACUGCACCACAGAGCCGCUCCAGUACUACGAUAUGCUGGCAGACCCUCUGGGCUACCCCCUGCAGGACCCAGACCUCCAGCUGCUCCCAUACAGCCAACAACAGUACAGCUCUGCCAACCUGCCCUUCCCCCUCUACGGCUCUCCCCCCUCCUCUACUUCCUCUCCCUCUUCCUCCUCUUCCUCCUCACAGCCGUGCCAUCCUCAGUACCACUACAGCCCUCACUACCUGGAGCCCCCCUGUGACCCCAGUCCAGAGCCUCUCUGUGGGGGUCUGGUUCAAGGGCUCGGGGUGGUGGGGAUCCCUCUGGGGCGGAGGACUCGGGUGGGGUUAGGAGGGAAGGGCAGGGGUCAGGACGAGCUGUGUGUGGUGUGUGGAGAUAAAGCUUCAGGGUAUCACUACAACGCUCUCACCUGUGAGGGAUGCAAAGGUUUUUUCAGGCGUAGUGUGACUAAAAAGGCGGUGUAUCACUGUAAGAGCGGUGGUGGGUGUGAGAUGGACAUGUACAUGAGGAGGAAGUGCCAAGACUGCCGACUGAGGAAGUGCCGCGCUGUAGGGAUGCUGGCUGAGUGUCUUCUGACAGAGGUGCAGUGUCAGUCCAAACGACUCAGAAAAGGAGGUAAAGGCAGAGGACAGGAGGAGGAGGAGGGAGCAGACAGCAGGAAGGUCAGCUCUACCAGCAGACUACCUGGACAGGCUCUGUCGUCCAGUCUAAGUAGAGAGCAGAAGUACAUUGUAGAGAGGAUGGUGGAGGCCCACAGACUGUACAGAGCUCAGGACAGCAGCCACUGCAAGCUGUUUGAGUGGCCCUGCACGGAGGAAGGGGAGAGUCUUUCUGAUGUUUUAUCACCAAACCUGCAACGAUUGCUGCAGUUCGCCAGGGCGGUACCAGGUUUUGACCUCCUGGAUUUCUCCGAUCAGAGCUCUCUGCUGUCCGUCUCCUCUCUGGAGGUCAUGUUUCUCCUCUCUGCUCAGCUAUUCUCACACAACCCAACCAGCCCCAGUCCAGCCCUGCAGCUUUUCAGUAUGUCCACACACAACUGGCUGAGAAAUGUAGAGUCAAAGGAAAACAUCCACAGUCAGACGCAGGUCAACUCAGGAGGCAGUGAGGAUCUCUUCAGCCCUGUGCUCAACUUCUUCCACAGCAUGGCGACACUAAGAGUGACGGAGGCUGAAUACGCACUGCUCACUGCUACAGCUCUGCUCUGCUCAGACCGUGCAUCCCUGCAUGCUGCAAACUGUGUUGAGAAAAUGCAGGAACUCAUUCUAGACCUGCUGUCGAGAGUGUGUGGGGCCCAGGCUGGAGCUGCACGAGGGGGACCACAGAGGUUUGGCCGCCUGCUGGGCAGACUGACGGAGCUACGAACCCUCCGUCACAACUACCUCCUCCUUAUGAGACAGCAGCCGGGACUCUGAAAAUAUUGAAAACCAGCGCAGUCAUCUCUGUGGAGUUUGUGUACAAAUAUAAAGACUUGUGGGACCUGUGUGAGCAGAGAAAUAGAACAACUAUUCAAGCAAUUCAGAUUUUAAAAAUCAAACUUAACUGAAUUUUUUGGCUCUGUUGUUGAAUUACUGACACAAAUUCAACAAUUCAGUCCUUUAAUUCUGCAGCCCUUUUAUUUCAGAUUGUGUAUUAAUGUGGUAAUGGACAUUUGUAGUAUUUUAUAGUAGGUCUUUUUAUAAAUGUUGUAUACAGCUUACAUGUACACAUUUGUUUUUAAGGAGAAGAAAUGUUACAUUAAAAAUAUGUAAACCUUG